GCACCCAAGUGCGCUUGUCUGUUGUUGGUGGGCUCCAAUCGACGAAGCAAUAGUGUCAUCCGUUCAUUCCACUGCCAUCCGUUGAAUUGUGUGAACCAGCUCCUCCCACGGAUCGUCCCCGUUCCGAUUGUGCUAUCGAUUGGUGGUAGAACAGCCGCCCGUGCUGGUGCUAGUAGUUUGUUCUGCUGCUCACCUCACCACGGCAGUGUACUCACCUCCACUCCUAGUACAUCCUUUCACUGGAGCGGUUCGCCGGACGUUGCUGAUUGGUUCAAUAGAGCCGGAACAAGAAGAAGAAGAAGAAGAAGAAGCAGAAGAGCAGGAGCAAAUCCGGAGCAAACCUAUUGGCCAUCGGCAGCAGUUCGCCCAGCAAGCAGUGUAAUUCGAUCAACCCGAAACCCCGGGUGCACUGAUUUCCGUUUCCCCCCACUGAUUAGUACCUUUAAUCGUGCAGGGAUGAUGGUGUGGGUGUCCGACUAUGACUUCGACCCGAAGGCUAAAAAGAUGAAUCCGGAAGCUGUUUCGCAUUUAGAGCACAUGUGCUCGCUGGAAAUUGACUCGACGACGCCGUUCGUCCGCCUGUCCGGAAUCAUCUGCACGAUCGGACCGGCCUCGGUGUCACCGGACAUGCUGGAGAAGAUGAUGGCGACCGGUAUGAACAUUGCACGGUUGAACUUUUCCCACGGUUCGCACGAGUAUCAUGCCAACACGAUCAAGAACAUCCGCGAAGCGGUUGCCAACUACUCGAAGAAGCUGGGCAAACCGUUCCCGUUGGCGAUUGCGCUCGACACCAAGGGACCGGAGAUCCGUACUGGCCUGAUCGAGGGUAGCGGUACCGCCGAGGUGGAGCUGAAGAAGGGCGAAAAGAUUCAGCUGACGACGAACAAGGAUCAUCUGGAGAAGGGCAACAAGGAUAAGGUCUACGUGGACUACGUUAACAUCGUCAAGGUGGUCAAACCGGGCGAUCACGUGUUCGUGGACGAUGGUCUGAUUUCGCUCGUCGUCGAGAGCAUCUCGGGCGAUACGCUUACCUGCACGGUCGAGAACGGUGGAGUGCUGGGUUCGCGUAAGGGUGUUAAUUUGCCGGGCGUGCCGGUCGAUUUGCCCGCCGUGUCGGAGAAGGACAAGUCGGAUCUGGUGUUCGGUGUCGAGCAGGGUGUCGACGUGAUCUUCGCAUCGUUCAUCCGCAAUGCCGCUGCUCUGAAGGACAUCCGGGACAUUCUGGGUGAGAAGGGUAAACACAUUAAGAUCAUCUCGAAGAUCGAGAACCAGCAGGGCAUGCAGAACCUGGACAAGAUCAUCGAGGCAACGGACGGUAUUAUGGUGGCUCGUGGUGAUCUCGGUAUUGAGAUUCCGGCCGAGAAGGUCUUCCUAGCACAGAAAUCGAUGAUCGCGCGGUGCAACCGUGCCGGCAAACCGGUUAUCUGUGCAACGCAGAUGCUGGAAUCGAUGAUCAAGAAGCCGCGCCCGACGCGUGCCGAAAUUUCCGACGUCGCCAACGCCAUCAUUGACGGUGCUGACUGUGUGAUGCUGUCGGGUGAGACGGCCAAGGGUGAGUAUCCGCUCGAGUGCGUGCUGACGAUGGCGAAGACGUGCAAGGAAGCGGAAGCUGCCCUGUGGCAUCGCAAUCUGUUCAAGGAUCUGGUCGAUGCCACUCCUAAUCCGCUGGAUACGGCUUCGUCGAUCGCGAUUGCCGGUGCGGAAGCGGCCAUCAAGAGCCGUGCUGCCGCCAUUAUUGUGAUUACGACGUCUGGCCGUUCGGCUCAUCUCAUCUCCAAGUAUCGCCCGCGUUGUCCCAUUAUCGCCGUUACGCGGUUCGCCCAGACGGCUCGCCAGUGUCAUCUGUACCGUGGUAUUCUGCCCGUUAUCUAUGAAGAACCCGCGCUCGAGGACUGGCUGAAGGAUGUUGAUGCGCGCGUUCAGUAUGGUAUUGAGUUUGGCAAGGAGCGUGGCUUCAUGAAGCCGGGCAACCCGGUCGUGGUCGUAACCGGCUGGAAGCAGGGCUCCGGUUUCACCAACACCAUCCGCGUGAUCAACGUGGAAUAAAAAGCGAGAGACACCACCGGAAGGUCUUUUAAUCUCUGUCUCCCUCGUUCCUUCUACCUCCUCUGAUAUCUCCACUUCAUUACACUCCCAGCGAACUAACACCAGCGUAGUCGUGGAUCCUAGUUUUUCUCUGUGCAGAGGGAGCUCACCAUCAUGCACCAUGAUUUCUUUUAGAAAUUAUUUUUGUUGCUGCAGGCCGCAUUGAAUUGCUCCACACACAUAUAUAUGCACGCACACUACUAAUUUAUUUCCUUAAGUCUAAAUUAUUUUUUGCCAGGGGUCGCAUCCAUCUCCCGUGUGUAGUAUCGAUCCGUAAGGAAUAGGGAACGAACCAUACCAGAUGAUUGUUAUGGCAAUUUCUGUUUGAUCUGUGUUACCUUUCAAUUGGCCACCCUUUGAUACUUAGCUAAGUGAGAUAGAGAGCAAGCUGAGCUGCUUGUAGCGAUUAGGCCACAGGAACUACUGAUCCACGGGGUGAAUUUGAAAAGGGGAUAGAGGGAAACGAGAGAUUAGGCGUUGAGAGCAACAUUGUGUGCGUGUGUACUACCCUACCGUUUAGCGAUAUAACUCAGAAGAACAAAGCAAAAGUCAUUCUUGUUGAAUAAACAAUAGUUAUCGAUGAAUGUGAGACAAAACGAAUGGGAAAACAUUAUUCAUGAUGACCAAAGCAAGUACAAACUCUAUGAAACUAAUGUAAAUGUGCUUACAAUUACACUUACCAAAA
Anopheles darlingi is the source of this 2770-nucleotide messenger RNA. Its product is annotated as pyruvate kinase-like. Gene Ontology annotation, cellular component: cytoplasm. Bases 457 to 2046 code for a protein of 529 amino acids. Gene Ontology annotation, molecular function: potassium ion binding; magnesium ion binding; pyruvate kinase activity. The record is from RefSeq and is a predicted model, not a curated record. The transcript has 4 exons. Lineage: Eukaryota; Metazoa; Arthropoda; Insecta; Diptera; Culicidae. Gene Ontology annotation, biological process: glycolytic process.